This is a messenger RNA of Populus euphratica (Euphrates poplar), 1629 nucleotides long. RefSeq names its product 7-deoxyloganetin glucosyltransferase-like. Lineage: Eukaryota; Viridiplantae; Streptophyta; Magnoliopsida; Malpighiales; Salicaceae. The transcript has 2 exons. The record is from RefSeq and is a predicted model, not a curated record. Gene Ontology annotation, molecular function: quercetin 3-O-glucosyltransferase activity; quercetin 7-O-glucosyltransferase activity. Bases 63 to 1511 code for a protein of 482 amino acids.
AAGAAUGGACAGGUCUUUCUCUUCUUCCUCAACAUCCAAUCUUUUUGUCUGUGAUCGGAGAGAUGGUGUCCAUAGACUUGGCAAAUAAACCCCAUGCCGUGUGUAUCCCUUUUCCAGCCCAGGGUCACAUAAACCCAAUGCUAAAACUAGCAAAACUACUCCACUUCAAAGGUUUUCACAUAACCUUCGUUAAUACAGAGUAUAACCACAAACGCUUACUCAAGUCUAGAGGCAGCAGCUCUCUUGAUGGCUUGCCAGACUUCGAGUUUAAGACCAUUCCUGAUGGUCUUCCACCAUCAGAUAUUGCUGAUGCCACUCAAGACAUCCCAUCUCUUUGUGACAGCACCUCCACGACUUGCUUAGCCCCAUUUCGUGAUCUUAUUGCCAAACUCAAUUCCUCCAGUAUUGUGCCCCAGGUGACAUGUAUUAUCUCUGAUGCUUGCAUGAGCUUCACUCUCGACGCAGCUGAAGAAUUCGGAAUUCCUGAAGCGCUGUUCUGGACACCUAGCGCCUGUGGUGUUUUGGGCUACGCACAAUAUCGUUCUCUUAUCGAAAGAGGCUUGACACCUCUGAAAGACGAGACCGAUCUAACAAAUGGGUACUUAGAAACAUCCAUAGAUUGGAUUCCAGGAAUGAAAAAUAUCCGUUUGAGGGAUCUUCCAAGUUUUGUCAGAACUACAGACAUAAACGACUUCAUGCUUCACUUCCUGAUAAGAGAAAUAGACAGAACCUCAAGAGCUUCUGCUGUCAUUAUCAACACCUUUGACUCCUUCGAACAAGAUGUUUUGGAUGCUUUAUCCCCAAUGUUUCCUCCAAUUUACACACUUGGUCCUCUCCAGUUGCUUGUUGAUCAGAUUCCAAAUGAUAAUCUGAAAAAUAUUGGCUCCAAUCUUUGGAAAGAUCAUCCAGAGUGCAUUGAAUGGCUUGAUUCAAAAGGACCAAACUCUGUGGUGUAUGUAAAUUUUGGUAGCAUCACUGUAAUAACUGCACAGCAAAUGAUUGAAUUUGCAUGGGGACUAGCCAACAGCAACAAACCUUUCUUAUGGAUAAUAAGGCCUGAUCUUAUUGGAGGUGAAGCCGCGAUGUUGCCACCUGAAUUUUUAUCUGCAACAAAGGAUAGAAGUUUGCUCGUAAGCUGGUGUCCUCAAGAACAAAUCUUGAAGCAUCCUUCCAUAGGAGGGUUUUUAAGUCACAUGGGGUGGAACUCGACAUUGGAAAGUAUCUGUGGCGGUGUCCCAAUGGUUUGUUGGCCGUUUUUCGGUGAGCAACAGACCAACUGUUGGUUUGCUUGCACCAAGUGGGGUAUCGGAAUGGAGAUUGAAAACAACGUGAAAAGAGAUGAAGUGGAAAAACUUGUGAGGGAGUUAAUGGAGGGAGAGAAGGGAAAAGAUAUGAAAAGGAAGGCAAUGGAAUGGAAAACCAAGGCAGAAGAGGCAGCUUGGACCGGUGAUGCUUCUUAUCGGAAUCUGGAUCGAUUGGUAAAAGUUCUUGCAAGCGAGCAAAUAAGUUAAUUAGAAGCCUGAUGGCAAAUAACUUCAAGCAUUGAGUAACCUACUGUAUUAUUUCUGGCAGAGAAAUAUAAUCUUAAAAAAAAUAUCUUGAUAUAAUAAAUUUCUCUAUUAUUUGCUA